AUGAGCUCUCUAGAGAUCCGUCAGGAGGACAUUCCUGACCUGCACGGCAAGCGUGUCAUCAUCACCGGCGGUUCCUCAGGAAUCGGGCUCGCCGCAGCAACAAUUUUUGCACGAAAAGGGGCUAAAGUUUUGAAUCUGGACAUCAAUCCUCCAUCGGAAAACUUGGGCAAUGAGAUCGAGUAUCAGCAAUGCGAUGUGUCGAAGUGGAGCGAGCUUUUAGAGGCGUUUAAGCAGGCCGGCAACAUCGACAUCGCCGUUUCGAACGCAGGGGUCUCCGAAGAAACUGACUAUUUCGCAGACACCUUUGGCACUGAUGGCGAGAUCCUGGAGCCAAGUUAUGGAGUGCUGGAUGUGAACCUCCGAGCAGUCCUCAAUUUCACCAAAUUGGCCUUGAGCCACUUUCGGCGGCGGAAGUAUGAGGGAAGCAUUGUCAUCACAUCGAGCGCAACAGCCUACGCACCAGAGCAGUCCUUACCGGUCUACAGUGCAUCCAAGUUGGCAAGUAUCACGAUCAAUGCUGUUGCGCCGGCAGCGACAAUCACAGCUUUGCUGCCGAGUCAUCUUGCGCAGCCGAUCAUUGCUGCUGGGCUACCAGUGAGCUCUGCCGAGUUUGUUGGAUUGGCGGUCGUCUAUUCAGCGGUGGCGACUCAGCAGCGACUAGUUGAGCCGUACGGGAAAGACAAAGACGAGAAAACAGGACCAUCACGGUGGAAUGGUCGCACCAUCCUUACGCUUGGAGACCGCUACACCGAGCUGGAGGAACCGGUUGCAUCCUUACGGCCUGAGUGGUUUGGGAAGGAGAACACUCGGUUGACCCGAUUGCAGCAAACAGCCACUGAUUUCCGGACGGGCGUGUAA
Aspergillus tanneri is the source of this 858-nucleotide messenger RNA. RefSeq lists its product as uncharacterized. Lineage: Eukaryota; Fungi; Ascomycota; Eurotiomycetes; Eurotiales; Aspergillaceae. The transcript is spliced from 2 exons. The coding region runs from base 1 to 858 and encodes 285 amino acids. The record is from RefSeq and is a predicted model, not a curated record.